AUGUAUGCUUUUAGUCUCGCCCUAACGGAAGCGAAGGGAUGCGCACCUGCCACCUCGGCACACCAGCUGCCCUUUCUCAGCCACCAGAUUCCGCUUUCUGCGUUUGGUGCUCCAGUCCCAGUCCACGCCAUAUAUUGCUCCGUUCACCAUCCACCCCACAAGGAAAAAGCUGCUCAAACUGCAGCUAUGGCUGUAGACAGGGAGGCGAAUGCGGUAGCCGAAGCAGUGAAAUGGCUGUUUGAUUUGGUCAGAGGAGAGCUGCUGUCAGCCACAGCUGUGGAGUUGGCUGCAUUGAAGGGGGAGAUGGCGGCAGUUAGGGAGGAAAAUGCCCGACAGAAUGAGCGAGUGAUGGUUUUGGAGGAGCGGAAUCAGGUUUUGGAAUCUGAGGUGAAUGAGCUGAGGCGUGCUCUGGGUGUUGUGGGCGAGAAGAGUGAGGCGACUGCUGCUGUGGUGGAGGAGAGGGAGAGAGAGUUAGCAGCCGUGAAGGACGAGCUGAAUGGAGUGAAAGGGGAGGUGAUCAGAAUAAAAGGGGACUUGCUAGUUGUGAACAGGAAAUUGAGUGUAGUGGAGGGGGAGCUGACUGCCGUGAAGGGCUCUAUGGCAGAGCUACUGAAUGAGGCUGAGAGAAAAAAACCAAUGGAUUCGAGAGAGCUGAGAGGGGAGGGUAGAAAUGGAGAGGAUGAAGUGCGAGUGGAGUUGCCAAGAGACAGGGAAGAGAGGAGGAGGGAGGUGCAGGAGCUGGAUUGGCCACGUGCCAUGGAAAAUUGGCAACGUGCAAGGAGUGGACGAUGGCGGUGGAGUAUAUCAAGUUGA
Closterium sp. Naga37s-1 is the source of this 813-nucleotide messenger RNA. The record is from the annotation of a GenBank genome assembly. Lineage: Eukaryota; Viridiplantae; Streptophyta; Zygnematophyceae; Desmidiales; Closteriaceae.